Coturnix japonica (Japanese quail) is the source of this 4823-nucleotide messenger RNA. The record is from RefSeq and is a predicted model, not a curated record. NCBI's taxonomy places the organism in Eukaryota, Metazoa, Chordata, Aves, Galliformes, Phasianidae.
GCUCCGCCGGCCGAGAGGCGGCCCCUGGGCGGAGCGAAGCUCCGGUGCGCAGCCAGGCGGGGCGGGGGCUGCUGCCCGCUCGCGGUGUGGCAGGGGCUGGGGUGGCCGCCGAUGCUCGGGGCACGGAUGGAGGUUUUGUGACGCUUUCUUAGGAGUUAUUUUCCUCCGGCUUCUUCGCUAUGUAUGGGAUUGUACAAACGCGUGUAGAAAGUGCGGAGCUGAAAUGAUACUGAAAACUCUUAGAAGCUGUGACUGCAAAAUGAGCUCCUUCUACUUGGUGCUGAAUGGAGGUAAACUAAAGCUGCAAGAAUUACCAUUAGCUCCUUGACAAGUUACCAGAAAACCACAUACAAGGCAACUAAAUAAAGGCUAUGCAUAAGAUGACAUCGACAUUUUUGCUUAUUGGUCAUUUAAUUCUACUUACGCCUUUGUUCAGCGCUGUUUCCUAAGAAUUCAGUAUUGCAUAUAUAUGCAAAUAUUUGGAAGCUUUUAAAAUGUGCAUCAUGGCCAACUGGCUGACUCUGAGAAAUGGAAGAAUGUGUUAUUUGUAAUUACUUUGUUCUUGUUGGAGAACCUACAGCUAUCAGUUGCCCAAUAAUUACACUACCAAUGCUUCACUCUGAUUACAAUCUGACUUGGUAUAAAAAUGGUAGUAACACACCGAUAACCACAGAGAGACGUGCCAGGAUCCAUCAGAGAAAGGGCUUGCUUUGGUUUAUUCCUGCAACACUUGAAGAUUCUGGACUUUAUGAAUGUGAAGUAAGGAGUCUGAACCGCUCUAAACAAAAAAUAAUAAAUUUAAAAGUUUUUAAGAAUGAUAAUGAUAUGUGUUUUAAUGGAGAAAUGAAGUAUGACCAAAUAGUGAAGAGUGCAAAUUCUGGAAAGAUUAUAUGUCCUGAUCUAGAAAACUUUAAAGAUGAAGACAAUAUUAAUCCUGAAAUACACUGGUAUAAGGAGUGUAAGUCUGGAUUUCUUGAAGACAAGCGUCUUGUUUUGGCAGAGGGUGAAAAUGCCAUCUUGAUCCUCAAUGUUACUGUACAAGACAAAGGAAACUACACAUGUCGUAUGGUAUAUACAUAUAUGGGAAAACAAUAUAAUGUUUCACGCACCAUGAAUCUGGAGGUUAAAGAAAGUCCACUGAAGAUGAGACCGGAAUUUAUUUAUCCAAACAACAAUACAAUUGAAGUAGAACUUGGCUCUCAUGUAGUCAUGGAAUGCAAUGUAUCAAGUGGUGUGUAUGGCUUGCUUCCGUACUGGCAAGUUAAUGAUGAAGAUGUUGAUAGCUUUGACAGCACCUACAGGGAACAGUUUUAUGAAGAGGGACUGCCUCAUGGGAUUGCUGUGUCUGGAACGAAAUUUAACAUUUCUGAGGUGAAAUUAAAGGAUUAUGCUUAUAAAUUCUUCUGUCACUUCAUUUAUGAUUCUCAAGAAUUUACAUCAUACAUCAAAUUGGAACACCCAGUUCAGAACAUUCAGGGUUACUUGAUUGGAGGAGGAUUUUCUUUGAUAUUUUUAUUAUUUCUUAUACUCAUUAUCUACAAAAUCUUUAAAAUUGAUAUUGUGCUUUGGUAUCGAAGCUCCUGCCAUCCUUUGCUGGGUGAAAAAGUUUCAGAUGGAAAGAUCUAUGAUGCUUAUGUUCUAUAUCCAAAGAACAGAGAGAGCUGCUUGUACUCAUCAGAUAUUUUUGCUCUGAAGAUACUACCAGAAGUCUUAGAAAGACAAUGUGGAUAUAAACUCUUUAUAUUUGGAAGGAAUGAUUUAGCAGGAGAAGCUGUGAUCAGUAUUACUGAUGAAAAAAUCCAUCAAAGUAGAAGAGUAAUAAUUAUCUUAGUACCAGAACCAUCAUGCUAUGGUAUUCUAGAAGAUGCAUCUGAAAAACAUCUUGCUGUGUAUAAUGCUCUUAUCCAAGACGGUAUAAAAAUAAUUCUGAUUGAACUUGAAAAAAUAGAAGAUUAUGCAAACAUGCCAGAAUCCAUCAAAUAUGUUAAGCAGAAGUAUGGGGCUAUCCGAUGGAAAGGGGACUUCUCAGAAAGGUCACACUCAGCAAGUACGAGGUUCUGGAAGAAAGUUCGUUACCACAUGCCAUCCAGAAAACAAGGAUCUUCAUCAGGAUUUCAUUUGUCACCAUAAGACUUGAAUCCUCCCUGAGUAACAACAGAAAAAUGACAGUGGCUGACAAAUUUUAUGUAAUUAGUGGUGGAUUGAUCGAAGGUCAUAUGGAUAUGUUUUGUACAGUCUCAUCCAUAUUUUCUGGAUUGAAGGUACUACAACUUUAUCUACAGAAGUGAAUCAUAUUUUCUUCUGACUACAUAAGCAGAACAUCCUGGAAUGUCAUCAACAGCACAGCGAUGACAUGGAAACGGUUAGGAAGUACAUAAAAACUCUUCCAAGAAUUGCACUGUGAUUUUCUAGAACGUUUUUUAAUUUUUUUAAACAUUAAAAAACAAACAAACAAACAAAAACACCAGAAAACUACUUUCUAGCAGUUUGUGUAUGAAGGAAACUGUAUAAAUUAAUUACAAUUGUGAUGUUAUAUAAUGGACUUGGUUGAUGCUGGUCAGCGAUUGUUUUCAUUGUUUUAUGAAAUGACAUGAAUCUUACUUGUUACAAGUUUAUUUGUUCAUUUUGCUCAAAGAUAAUUGCAUCGUUAGUGCAUCUGCGUGGCAUCACCCAAGAUAAAAGGUAAGAGACAAUCCCAACUUCCCCAGAAUGCUAUUCAACUUGACAAAGAGUUGAGUAUCUUUCCUAAUAUAUCUUGCAUUUAAAGAACUGCAUGGUUCUUGGCCCCUUAUGCCAUUCAGACAUCAUUAAAAGUAUCAUUGUUGUACUGUUCCUAGUCUUAAAAGAUUUAAUGUCUAGAGGAUUUUUAUCUUAUAUUUGUCUUUUAUUACCAUGCGGAGCUAUGAGCUCAUGACAGAUUCUCUCAUGCAGAGUUGAGAAUUGUUGGCUUUGUCCCUGACGUCUCAAGAACCAAAGGUGCUUCAGGGCACAGACUACAAAACUGGGUUGUCCCCAUGGGUUCAAGUUGUACACAAGCACUGUUUUGCUUUCGCUGCUGGUGAUUUUUGAUUGAUUAGUUCCUUGUUGAAAAACAAUGAAAAAAGUGUUUUGGGAAGAUAAAUAUUGACCUGGUUUUGUGCUUUUUUAAAAUGUAGGUGUGAUGACCAAUUGCCUGUGUUUCCAAGGGAAAAGUAUGACAGCUCUGCUAAUGGUGUGUGGGUAGGGAAAAGGCACAAGACUGGUUAAUAAAGUGAAGUUCUGGCUUACAUAACAAUGCAAGAUAGGUAGGUAGUUACACAUAAGGCAGAGAGAUCGAGCGAGAGUUGAGAGAGUGAAGGAAGCAAAAAAAGCAAGCUCUGCAGUUGUGUACACUAACUCCUUUGUGAUUGUUUGCUCUAGUGUUAAUAAUUGUCCUGGUAACGAAUUUCAAGAGAAGGCAUCUGGUCAGACUGCGAUGAUUGAUUUGCAACAUGAGUUUCAGAUCUGCCUUUAAUUGCUGCUUGUGAUUCUGGAUUUGUGUUUGCGUCCCAUUAACUUCUGUUUUGCAGAACCUUUUGCUCCUUAACUCAAAUUUUGGUAAAUCUCACUGCAUACUGCUGAACAACCAGCUUACUACUUUGUAAAAUUCCUUUGCUUACUAAGCUGUUCUCAAAGACUGCUACUAAUACCUUAUUAGGCAGAAUUUUUUCCUUUGAAUUGAACCUUCGAUAUCUCUGAUACCACUUUUUUUUUUUUUUUCAUCUGAAAAACUUAUGUUCUGCAUCCUUCAGAAUCCUUCUGCUCUUUGAAAAUGGCUUUCUUCAUUUUGACACCGUAGUGUUAUUUUUUGUUUGUUUGUUUGUUUUCUGUCAUGGCUCUUUUCUUCCCUCCAUCCUUGACCAAAAGAAACUGGUGGUCUGAGGUGCCAUUCCUCAGAACUGCCCAGUGGCCAUAGGAUGGUGUGACCUUUGUGUUCUGCCUCACAGGUGACAAAGCCAAUGGAAAUAGCUUCCCUUCCCACCUUAAGUUAUUUGAUUACCUUGGUGUAUGCUGGAAAUUUGAUACUCUACCUUCUGAGCUUUGUGAGCUGAGUGUGUACCUGACCAGAAUGCAAUGAGAUUCUGUUUCAGGACAAGAAGGAAAUGGGGAAUGUCAGGGUAUUUACAACUGUUUUGGUACUGGAAUGUUUUAACAAAGAAUGUCAUGUAUGUAUAAACCAAUUCACAUGCUUAUCUUCUGUUCUCAUUCUAUGUUUUAUUCAAGACAGAAUUGUCUUGGGAGAAACACUUCUGGUCAUGAGGCAUCACAUUCACUUAGCUGUUGCACUAAAUCUGCUUCUCAGUAUAGUGUUUGGUGAUAGUCCAUCAUGGUAAAACAGCCUUGAGAUCCAUCUCAAGUUGCUGAAAUUCAUCUGGGCAAGGUGAAUGUGCUAAUUGGUGUGGUUCACAUUGAAAAAAGAAUUUAGUGGGACAGAAGCUGUACGGUUUGGUCUUUUGUCAGAAGAUCCCAAUAUCAAAUGUGAAGACUAGACACUGGAAGUACCCUAUUUUUACUUGGAGGACUAAUACUGAUUUUGUGUUUCCACCUUGACAGUUUGCAAGCCAGCCAACAGAGUCCCAGCAACCUCUGGCCUCUUGAAUUUUCUUGUUUAUGAAAAACUGUUACUUGUUAUGCCUUCCUUUGGUGGAAAGGUAUUUUACUGAGCCAAAAUACUACAUUUUUUAGUUGUUUGUUUUGUUUAUUUUGAUAUUUUUGUAUGACUGAAGUUUUCAUGUGUGUUAUGUAAAGUCACUUUGAAAAAAGGUUGUUUUUAAUUCAAUAAAACACUACCUAGUUUUUUCUUA